Messenger RNA from Paramisgurnus dabryanus, 1402 nucleotides. RefSeq lists its product as uncharacterized. The record is from RefSeq and is a predicted model, not a curated record. Lineage: Eukaryota; Metazoa; Chordata; Actinopteri; Cypriniformes; Cobitidae.
CUUUUGUGGCGUGCUGUUUGGAUAAAUAGAGCAGAAUUCUUCGUCACAGAGAUUCAUCUCGACUCAUUUCUGAAGACCGUAAGGUUCUUUUUCUCUCAGACAAUAUGUUUGCUGUAUCUGUGAGUGGUGUUGUUUUGGUCUUUCUGCUUCAUCACACAACAUUGGACACUGUGAAUGGACAGAACAUCGACAGUAAUACUCUUGCCCGCAUUUUUACCUUCUUUGAGCAGAACUAUAAGAUAGUUGAAAAUGAAGCUGAACGUCAGUAUGCUUUAGCCAUCAAUGUACUAAAGGAGCAGUGUCAAGAUGGAUUCAUAAAGGACAAAUUCCUAACACAUGAGAACCCAGAAAAAGUGAAAAGUGACAUGAGUAAUGAAGAAGACCCAGUUUAUGAAGGUACAGACCUCAUAGGAGCAGGAACUAAGGUUAAGGGUCGCUACAAAAUACACUCUGAAAGUCUGCUCCUUAACCUUAAGAAAAAAGAAAGAACCACGACACCCAUGCAAGACCUCCUGAAUAGAAGAAACGUUGACAGCUGCACUGUUUUCUACACCCUUAACUCUCCAUGUGCUAACACCUGCCUUGAUAAGAACAGCAAAUAUAACAUCCUUCACGGCCUUGAAACUUGGAGUGCACAUCCUAGCAUCAAAGCGCUUGUCUUUAAACAAAUCUGGAAAUUUGAUAAAGAAAGGAAAGAAGUUUUUGAAGCAGCACUGAGGGAGAUUGUAAACAGGAAUGUUCCUGUCUAUCGUUGUAUCAAUGAGACGAAUGUGAAUGUGUGUUACGCAUGUGGAGGAAUAGAUGAUGCUCCCAUUGAUGAGCACUGUCUUCAUAACUAAAAGUGAAUUUUGCCAAAUAUAUCAGCUUGGACCGCUAAACCAGUCAUGAGUUUCGAUUUGACCCUUUGUUUUUUUCUGAAUAAAAGGCUUUUGUAUAUAUGUAAAAGUAUGGUUUGUUAUGAUAGGACAGUACCCAGAUAGCAUGCAAACCAUUGAAACAAUGUUAAAAACAGUUGAUUUGUCAAUGUUAACUGCAUUGAAUCAAUAUCAGGUUUGCACCCUCCAUAAAUAUUGAAAAAAGAUUGAAAUUUCAACAAAUCACCAUUAUUGUGAUCAGUGUUUGCUUAAGUUGGGCCAUUGACUCUUGAAAUUAACUAUGUUAAUUUUUUCUCUUCUUGUUUUAGUGUUUGUAUGUGUUUAUGUAGAACCAAAUGUGCAUUGGUAAAGAAAGAUGUGUUUCAAAGUUAAGUUGUAACUGAUUGCUUUUUGUGAAGAUGUCAAGAUUAUAUAAAAUUAAGCUGCUUUACAUGAUUAUGUUGAUCCAUUUUUGACAUUUGUAAUUGUUUUGGUUUGUAAAUACACUGUGACGAGACAAACAGAAAAAUUGCUGACACAUUCAGACA